This is a messenger RNA of Puccinia graminis f. sp. tritici CRL 75-36-700-3, 1245 nucleotides long. RefSeq lists its product as uncharacterized. Bases 1 to 1245 code for a protein of 414 amino acids. The transcript has 8 exons. Lineage: Eukaryota; Fungi; Basidiomycota; Pucciniomycetes; Pucciniales; Pucciniaceae. The record is from RefSeq and is a predicted model, not a curated record.
AUGUCAACCACCAGCCAGUCGGAAAAUGAGAGCCGGUCUCCAGUCCGAACCACACCAUCCACUCGAGGGAAUCACUCCAGCAUUGCCAGUCGAUCAAGCCACAGGACUCGCCCCUAUUCCGCUGCUUUGCCUCGUGAUCGUGGUGGACGCCCAGCCUUGAGUAGCAGCAAUGGACAAGCUCCGGAGGGUCUAACAGACCCAGAAAGUCCCCCUGCCGAACGCCAAGCAACUUUAGGUCGCCAAUUUGGGAGACCUGGUGCAGGUGUUGCAUCAACUUGGCCACCAAACAUUGUUCCAUUCGAAACUAGUGAGGCGAACAUCGACGAACAAUAUUUGGAUAACCUUAGCCAGACUUGGGAUCUUCGGGCUCCUUACAUAGAUUUUGCGGAAGAUCUUAUGCGGGUCCCGCUCAAUCGCCAAUAUAGUGUCUUACUAUACUCGGUCCUCUCUGUUCGCCAAGCAGUUGAGUCACUCAUCCGCUCGAGGGACACAGGUCAUCACGGUUCCUCGGCUCCUGCAGCAAUUCCUUUGUCUGUACAGGCACGCAUCUACCCGUACCAGAACCAUUUCAAGACCUUUGUUCAGAACCAUGCCAAGGAGGUUCUCAUUAGCCCGAUCCUCGAUGUAUAUUCUUGCAACCCUGUGAGGGGUGCACCGGCAGCUGGGAGGACCCCUCUAGAUCAGGACCACGUGCAAGCGCAAUCAGACGAGUUCAAACUCAAUUACUUACCAGUCGGAUUCAUCUCAGGCGAGCUUUCAGCGUUGGCAAGUGUGAUGGUAGAGCUGCGCGACCGACUGAAACAUGAGCGUGGAUCGAUGCGAAAUCUUCUCCUCACUAAUGUCCAUGAGCCAAACGGUCGACCGAUUACACACCCGGUCCCAACACUCACCGUUUUGCUCAUCGAUAUGUGCCAACGUAUGGUCCCUGGUGGCAAACGAGCGGCCACUCGCGCUGCUGACAAGCGUUUGAGGUCCCGCAUUGCCCACCUGCGGAUUCAGACUAUAUCUCACUACGCCAGACCAAGCGCCGGUGAUGCCAACCGACAGUGGUCCAUAAUUGAUCAGCAAUUAGUAGAUUUGAGAGCACGGGAUCCUACAUAUCGUCGGGCUUUCUACCGGCUCAUCAUACAGCUCGAUAACGAGUUGUUUGGCGAGACAAUGUACACUGAUUUGGAUUUGGAUCGCAUCCGAAUACCAACUCAGGAAGAGGUCGAGGCCCAAAUGGCCGUGAUGGCGCAAGGCUGA